Suillus fuscotomentosus is the source of this 507-nucleotide messenger RNA. RefSeq lists its product as uncharacterized. The record is from RefSeq and is a predicted model, not a curated record. The coding region runs from base 1 to 507 and encodes 168 amino acids. The transcript is spliced from 3 exons. Lineage: Eukaryota; Fungi; Basidiomycota; Agaricomycetes; Boletales; Suillaceae.
AUGACAUCCAGCAUUCCACAUAGCCAUGAUUUUGAGCCAUGCCUCAGUGGCCAAGCGCAUGGCCAAGGUGCCCCUGUAUACAGCUGUGGGUGCUACCGUCACAUGAAAGUUGAACCUACACUUGCACUCGCAGAUGCACUUGCAGAUGUAUCUGAACACCAGGGACUUAAAAGGGAUGUCAAUAGUUCGAACACACAAAUUGGAGGCCGUAGUGGUGACUCAGAAAUUUGGCCCCUGAAGCGCAAGAGGUCAAAGACAGCCUCUGAGUCUGACCCCAUGACACCACAUCACUUUGGGCGAAACCUGAGCAAUGUCCAACACGCUCAAUCAGUACCAGCACUUGAAGUGCCAAAGUGUAGGAAGCUGGGAAAGGCCUUCGAAUUGAAUAGAAGCAUGACCCAUGAAACCUCAGAACUUAGUGUUGUGAAAUGCCUUGAAGCUGCCAUUGACAGGCAAACAGAGGUGCUGUCCAAGAUUUAUCGCAUUCUGGAGGGCAGUGCCAAGUAA